ACUCAUCGGUAACAAGUAGUUCUGGUCUCCGUGUUUUUUCAACACUCCCGCUUUCUCGCUCAAAAUUAUAUUGUUAAACCACCUGAUUAUAAUUAUAUUAAAAUCACAAAUACAGAGUCGAGUUUUAUUCCCACUGUCGGGCUUUAAAAACUCAACAUCUACAACGGUGUCAACACGAGCGCGCAUGCUCAGUGGUGCCUUUGUGUGGCUGACCUGCUCGGUCUCAAACAUUGAGACGACACAGCGGUAGCUAACAGGUUAGCCGCGCUGCUAAUUAUGGUGAAUGUAAAGAAGCGGAAAGGUCGGGUCGUGAUUGACUCUGACUCAGAGGACAGCGCCAGCGACGAUAAUUUAGACCAGGUAUGUGCGCAUUUUCGCCAUUUUGUUGCGCCUCGUUGCCUACGAAGUUACAACUGAAGAGCUUAAGGUGAAGCUAAUGCAUGCUAGCUGACUGCGCUAUGUGUGUGUGAUAGGGCCUGUUUAAUUACAAUCCACUCAUUUAUUUUUAAACCCACUCGUGUCUUUAUUGUGGAAUAAACUCUAGAGGGGUACUGCCAGGUUCUUGUGGCGGCUGGAAGUGUUUUUAGAGACGGUGCAGACAGUCCUGCAGGGUUUUUUCAGCACGAGAAUACCGCGCUGUGGGUCCAAGACUGGUUCCAGGUGGUCUGCAGCUUCACCGACAGUGUUUACAGUCGGGUUAUAUGGAUGUUUGCAGUGAGAAUAAACGGGAAUUAGCGGGUGUUUACAGUGUUUUGGAGCCGGAGCAAAGCCGGGGUAAAGCCGGGUUAGAGAGCCGGGUUGAGUUGGCUCCGGAGUGACGUCAUGGGCGCAGAGCUGCGGGUUCUAUUUCGGUGUUGUUGUCAAAGUGUCCCACUGAGGAGAUCUGCAGGCCGACAGGUUAGGACUGCAGCUCGAAUAUGGUCAUUAUUCACACACAGGUGAGCACAGGUGUGGAAAAACAACCGGAGAGGAGGACAGGGCGUUUUGGCAAUAAAAAAAUGAUCCGAUAUAUUUUGUCGUAUCGGCCGAUCUCGAUUAUUAUCCCGAUAUUUUUUUAAACUGCCAGUUUAAAGCAUCUUUACUAAAAACGAAAGAAACUAGAGAUUAGUUAAACAUUUUAUUAACAUACAGAGUAAAUAAAGAAAACUGAUUAAUAUAAACUUAGAAAAAGAGAAAAACUAUCAUUAUAUGAUCGUGAUCGAUGAUCGUGAUACUUUACUUGAUCAAACAUAGCAGAAGUGUACGUCACAACAGCCAAUCAGAGUCAAGCUUUUCCUGCUCACUUCUGUAAGUUGUUGGAGAAGUAAACAGAACGACUGAACGUGGAGCUAGACGCGGUGCUAAGGCAGUGAAAUAGAUGUCAGCCGUGACUGAGUCAUCCACUGAAGAUGUUAUUGUUGGGAAGUUGUUCAACGUUGGUUGUGUGGCGGUGGUUCAGGUAUCUCCAAAGUGACGUUGAGUAAUUAAGCCGAUGUGUAAGGUAUAUUGGCGAUCGGUGCUCUUAAAAACCAACAACACAACAGAUCUAUUUAAUCAUUUGAAGAAGAUCGAUUACGAUCUUAUAAUCGCCCGGUCCGACCUGAGAGGAGCUGAAAGAAGUUUGCAGUAGAACACGGUGCAAUUCUUCCUUGGUUGCUUCAUUCGUACAUGGUUUGUUUUGUCCAUUAGAGCUUUUUCAUGCACUGCAGUUGUAAGCUGAGGUAAGGUUGGGGAAUCAGACGGUGAUUCUCAAAAUGAAACCUGAAAAAGUACCUGUGAAUACAGUUAAAAGUGCACAGGAUCAUGGUUCAGCCUGGGGCUGCGCGAUAUUGGAAAAAACUAACAUUGCGAUUUUUUUCACCAGAUGACCUAAGUAUCACUUAAUGCUGAAAUCUUGAGGACAGUUAACCUGCACUGAUCUGACCUCUGUUAGUGAAUGUUAGUAGAAUGGCUUCUGUCUGUCUCAGCGAUAUUUUCAGCUUUUAUUGUUCUGGGACGUUAUUGUGACAACAGAUGAACACAGAACAGGUGUUUUGGUCGACAUCAUCCUUCUUGUAACCAAAGUGAUUCCAGAUAACUGACUUUCCUUUUCUUUUUGUCAACAAGUCUUCAUCUUCGGUGGUUUUCUCUUGUUCGUUACUCAUUUUGCAAUCGUUGUGCCGAGAAACGCAUGUCCAUCCAGAAUUGCAUCCACCUCGCAAAACACGCACUGUUUAUAUUAGAGUGGUCCACGGAAAUGUACAAUUAAAAACCCAUAAAAUUCAUAUAGUGAUGAGGAAUGUCCUGAAAACGAUUCCGGCAGCAACAGCGAAUCACUCCAUGUGCAGGGGCGUGGUUUCCUCCUCUCUGAUUUUGAUUGACGGCUGGCAGGGUAGUCUGAUUGGCAACUGAGUAAAGAACGAAUGUGAUUGGUGCAUCACUGCACAGCACAAGUAGAGUCUACAUGCAGUGUAUGUCAGUCAGUUACCCUUGAAAUUAAGUGAGUUCAUUCACUACCGACAUCGCAGGCUCUGCGAUAUGACUGUUGCGCACACAUACAUCGCAAUGACGAUGCUCAAACGAUAUACUGUGCAGCCCUAGUUCAGCCGGUUUAUUUUACUGCGGUUAUGCACCAACACCAGCUGCUGAGCCGCAGUUUUGCCAUAAAGCUCCUUACACCUGAGGCGCCUGAGCAGGAAGGUCCAAAAACAGGCAAUGAAACAAUUAAAAAAGCAACAAAACAGCGAUCAGAGGACCAAAACAAUCUAAACUUCACAAACAGUAUAUCCCAUAAAAACAAAACAUUUAAUAUGACAAGUAAUUCAACUAACAGCUCUGUUUAAAAAUAACAAUUAUCUCAGAAUGUCUGUUUUAUUCUGUUUUUCCAUGAAAUAAUGAAGACACAUGAAUUUAAUAAAACAGGUCAACCCCUCUACUUAGACCUGCAAUCAGCCAACUUUUAUUCGCACCAAAAUCGAAGGUUCUCUGGACUCGUAUGAGUGAAUGAAAUACCUUUUGUAUUAUUGGGACUCCUGCUGUGUCUUAGUGAUGGUUUGUCCUUUGACCGGCUAUCAUCAAUUGCAUGUCAUAUCAGGAAUUGGACAACAGCCUCUGAUAAAUAACAUUAUAUUAGUCUAACAUCAUAUGCAGACUGUGCAGGUGUCACAGUGUUUUCUGAGCGAGCUCAUAGUGACCAGAAAAAUGCCGCAUUUAUCAUGUUUUUAAUUGUUUUGCUCAUUGGACUCUGAAGUCUGUGUCCAGCUCCCUCUCACUCACACACUUGAACUAAUAUCUGAUUAUUAAAAGAAUACAAAUGUCUCUAAAAAGGGUUAAAUUUGUAGAGCAAAAGCAGGUCUAUACUGUCCUCUUUCAUACCAAGACUUUCAAAACCUGAAACCCCAGAGAGAAAAAUCUGAUAUUUACAUUCACCGUCAACUUUCUGUGCUCACUCAGACUGUCUGCUUCAGACUUUGUGAGUUUUAAACGUCAUUUGACUCUUCUGCACAAACUGGCGGCAUUGUCAUCUCCUUACACAGGUGACGCUAUUAAAAUGAACUUUAACAAAGACCUUUACAAAGUCACGCUGAUUUUUAUCUCUCUCACCUAAUUCAUGUUGGUUUCCACGGCAGGUAGCAUUACGAACUGAACAUGCAGUUAAACAAGUUUUCUAUCGGUCUUAAAGCUCCUGUGAGGAGUUUUUACCUGGUUAUGAAUCCUUGUUAUGAAUAUGGACUUAGAGGUUCAGGAUUUUGUUAUUUGUCCCACUUUGGUCUCUUAGUAAAAUCAUGGCCGGAGGUUUUCAGGCCUAAAAUCAAAGCUCUGCGUAAACACGGUUGAGAGAAAUUACAGCUCACACCCUCCGACAGAGCGUGUUUAAAUUAUCUGUUGUGGUCGGCUUCUGCCCUCUUUGCCCACUCGUUAUUUUACCUGUGGGGAAACUGACCGCUGCGAAACAAAAAUAGACAUCUGCUCUGAACCGCAGAGUGAUCUUCCACACCCCUGACCUGCUGGAUCGUCUCUGUUUGGAGGUUUUACAACACUGACUGAGUCCUGAAAUAAAUUAUUCGCUCUAAAUAUUGACCUGAUGUAUUUGUGAAGUGUCCUAAACAAACGUUUACAGUAAUUCUGGACUGAUAACUGACUGAUUGAUUGUGGCGUAAAGGUAUAGUUCGCUCUUUAUGGCGUCUCUCCAGUCGAAGCUCUUUUUUACUGACUCCUCCAUGUGCCGAGGAAAUAAUCUGCCCGUAAAGAAACAACUUUGUCUUAAUCAGCUCGUUUCAUUCUUGUUUCCAGGAGCUUUUGUCUUUGGCGAAGAGGAAGAGAGUCGAUUCAGGGGAGCAGGACGAGCCCGUCAGCAAACCCGCAGCUUCGACAGACUCUGAGACCUCCGAUAGCGACGAUGAGGUAGGACUGAUUCUCUCUUUACUAAAAACCCAAAACUGAUUUGUGAGUGGUCGUAACCAAAGCUGCACUUGUCCCCCUCCUUGUUUAGUGGACUGUGGGUGGAACCAAAGGAAAAAAGAAGGUCAAACCCGGGAAAGGGUCUGAGAAGAAGAACGCCACGAAGAAGAAAGUCAAUAAAGCGACGGCGUCUGGCAGCUCAGAUGGAGACAGCUCAGCGGAGAGCUCUGCACCAGAGGAGGGUACGUGUUGAUAUGAAAAAUAUGGUGCAUAACAAUCCAUAAGAAGCCACAGUUACUAGUAUGAUGGUGAGGGUAAAACCAGGGAGUGUGGAAGUGGAGAGACGUUCAAGAACAGUUUAGUGUCGUGAAAUUAGUGCGACCUCCUGGAAAUGACGAGCAGGAAUCGAACACGGUCGCAGUUUCAUGUCCUCGGGUGUUGCAGGCGGCUGGGAUUAGAUGACUGAUGGACUUAUCCUCUUCAUCCAAUUUAUACCUCACAGUUUAGUGUUCAGAGGGUCAACAUAGUCAUGGAAAACCUGGAAAAGACGGUGGAAAGUUCUUGGAAACGUGGUCAAAAUCCAGGUAUAGUGAUCGCUCUGAUUGGAUAAAGAAGACAACAUGAAAAAAAACAAAACAGCCAAUUUUCCCCCUCAUGAUCAAUACCUACGCUCAUGUCUUGUAGUGUCGUCUCUGUGUAGGGAUGUCCUGAUACAGUCCGAUAUCAACCAAAAAACAAAUAUUGGAUUAUAUCGGCCUGCAUUUAAAAUUUCCGAUAUCAGCACUGCGAUACAAGCGGUCUAUUACAGAGUCCACUUCGGCACCUUUAGCUCGUAGCACCCGGAUCGCAGUAUUUUUUGUCCGAAAAAGACGUUGCAGCUGAGUGCAAAACCUGUCAUGGGCAAGUUUGUGCCAACAUCGGAUCAAUAUCGGUAUUGGCCGAUACUGAAGGCUACAAUAUCGGCAUAGUAUUGGAGAUAAAAUCUCCGUCUCUGUGUUGAUGAAUAAAUUGUUUCGGUUCCAGGCGAGGUGUCCGACUCCGAGAGCAACAGCUCGUCUUCCAGCUCCGACUCGGACUCCUCCGAGGACGACGUGUUCAGGGACGGCUACGACGACGACCUGAUGGGAGACGCCGAGGACAGAGCUCGGCUGGAGCAGAUGACGGAGAAGGAGAGGGAGCAGGAGCUGUUCAACAGAAUCGAGAAAAGAGAAGUGCUGAAGAGACGGUGAGUGUGACCUACAGUCGUACAGCGCAUCACAGUAUAUUUGGUGUCCGACUGCGAUCAGCUGUAUGAACGAGACCAGUCAGAGACACCUGAGAGUAUUUUCUAGUUUCUUUUGUUUUCACUUUCAAACAACAGGACGGCCCCCAGUCUUGAGAAAUGAAGCAGAAGUGCUAAAAAAAACUGCAGUUCCUAGAAUGUCUGCAAAAGCACCAGAAACAAAAAAAAAACAGAAACUUACUUACAGCCGAAUUCAAAAUCUGUUUAAAUCUGAAUACGGUAUUUUUCUAUAUGCACACACUCUAUGCAGAAACAUCGAUUUUUAGGAUAUAAUUAAAGAAACAGUCGACUUAUCCGACAGGCAGACGCACAUUUCUCAACAUCGUGCUGUUUUUGUGUCGGCAGUUUUGAAAUUAAGAAGAAACUGAAGACGGCAAAGAAGAAGGAGAAAGAAGAGAAGAAGAAGAAGCAGGAGGAGGAGCAAGAGAAGAGGAAGCUAUCCCAGGUUCAAGACACACAAGUGGUGAGUUCAAGGACAGUUUUAACCCCGGACAGCAGACUCCUGAUUAAUUUUUAUUCAUCCUCGUUUGACUGAAAUCUCCUCCCCUCUUCUAGGUCAUGUCUCACAACAAAGAGAGGCGGUCCAAACGGGAUGAAAAACUCGACAAAAAGUCUCAGGCCAUGGAGGAGCUGAAAGCCGAACGUGAGAAGAAGAAGAACAAAACAGGUCGGUGUGAUUUUAACCUCUUUGUCCUGUGGCGCUGUUCUGUCUUCGCCUCCCAACGCUGAUGUUGACUUUCUCUGACGAGCAGCUGAACUUCUGGCAAAACGGCAGCCCCUCAAGACGAGCGAGGUGUACUCUGAUGACGAAGAGGAGGAGGAGGAGGACGAUGACAAGUCAUCGGUUAAAAGCGAUCGGAGUUCACGUUCGUCGUCCUAUGAUGAUGAUGAGUAUGUUUCAGUUCCGCUGUCUAUAAAUCUGACCAGCACAGUCUCCUCUCGCCGCGCUGACGUUUUCUUUCUUCUGUGAACAGAAAAGAAGAAACUCCGCCCAAGUCUCAGCCGGUGUCGCUGCCAGAUGAGCUCAACAGGAUCCGUCUGUCCAGACACAAGCUGGAGCGCUGGUGCCACAUGCCCUUCUUCGCCAAGACGGUGACGGGCUGCUUCGUGAGGAUAGGGAUUGGGAACAACAGCAGUAAACCAGUUUACAGGGUGAGACUGUCAGGAGUCUGGACCCGGAGAAAACCUCUUUGGUGCUGGUUACAUCGAUGAUAUGAUUCUGAUCCUCCUGUUUUUUUGUUUUGAAGGUUGCUGAAAUCGUGGACGUGGUUGAGACGGCGAAAGUUUACCAGCUCGGGUCGACGCGAACAAACAAGGGAUUACAAUUAAGGUCGGUGCUGACUCACAGGAAGUGGAUGAUUUUACCCGUUUAGUCAUCUGGACCCUCUCUGACAUCGUUCCUGUUCCUCUGUUUCCUCUGCAGGCACGGCGGCGACACACGGGUGUUCAGGCUGGAGUUCGUGUCUAAUCAGGAGUUUACAGAAAACGAGUUCAUGAAGUGGAAAGAAGCGGUGAGUUUUCAGUCGAUCGUUUCUGUCGGCUGAACUGAAUCAGACUAGGAUGUAAACACCAUCAGACCGUAAAAAAGGUCGUCUUUAUCUGUGUCCACUGGAGGAUUUGUUUCUGAGUGUCUCAGAAAUGAAGUCCUGAAUAAAACAAACUACAUUAGACAGUAAAACGCUGAAAUGAUGAAUAUUCUUCCCUUCCUAAAUGUUCCUAUGAAGUUUUACAGACAUCAUAAACAGUUUCUCCUUUCUGACUGUUUACUCUUAUUUAAUAAACACAAUUUAUUCUAACAUAAUCUUAGUCAUUUACACAGUGAAAAUAAUGUAAUCAGUUUAAGCAAAUAGUCUCAUAUGUUCUUCUUUCAUGUCCUGAACAGUUAACUUACUGUCUGUAUCAAGCUGGAUAAAAGCCGCUUAGCUUAAUGCUAACUUAUAUGGGAAUUUACAUUGAAGUGCUAGCAAAGUUAGCAUCCGCGUUGCGAGUAUUUUUAAAACAAACAAUUAAAUCCAAAUAUAUUGCAUACAACGCUUGUCAUAGGGUGACCUGUGGCGGAGUCACCUUUUUUGCACUUCUAACUCAGUAAGUCCACGAACUCAAAACUUCCACACUAAACCCCGGACAUUUGAAGGAUUUUAUAAACUCCCCCGGACAUGGCCAGACAGCCCCAAAAAAACAGGACAUGUCUGGGUAGCGAUAUUUUUGGUCACCCUAGCCUAUCAGAGCACAUGCUUUUUUUUACCACCUCCAAUAAAUGAGAUAAACUGUGAGAUAUCAUAUAAACUGCUGCUGUGUUGAAUUUAUCUGGUCCAAAACUUUGCAGUUUUUCUGCCCCUUCCUUCGACUCCUCACUGAGCUACGGUAGCCUAGAAUGGUCAAAAUAUACAAACUUAAAAUCAAACUUAGGAAAAAAGAGUGUAUGACUCUUAGGAGAGAAGAUGCAAACAGGCUAAAUUGAUGUCCUUGAUCAGUUAUGGUUACCUUCAAGGGUUGGAGUGCAGAUAUUUGAUCGAUAUACUGCGAACUCAGUGAAGUAAGAUGUUUCACGCUCUUCUUAUCUUUCUUCAGAUGAUGGACGCUGGGAUGCAGGUACCGACUCUCGAUGAAAUCACCAAAAAAGAGCAGUCCAUCAAAGAAGCUAUGAACUACAAGUUCAACGACAAAGACAUCGAGGAUGUGAGUCUGUUUAUUCUGGAUCUCUCUGUGUGUUUGAGACCAGAUUUCUCUGAGCGGCUCUAAUCUUGUUUCUGUCGCUGCAGAUCGUUAAAGAAAAGGACCGAUUCCGAAAAGCACCGCCAAACUACGCCAUGAAGAAAACGCAGCUACUCAAAGAUAAGGUGAGACGGUGUUUCUGAUGAUCGUUGCAGCUGAUUCAGUGUGACGUGUCAAACCUAAACAUGAGAAAUCCUCCGAUCCAACCUGCAUCUGUUUGGACUGAAACCUUUUUUUUUGGUUCAUGUUUGAUUGAAGGCCAUGGCGGAGGAGAGUGGAGAUGGAGAAAAGGUGAAGGUGAUCCAGGAUGAGCUGAACGAGCUGGAGGAAAGGGCAGAGGCGCUGGACAGACAGAGGACGAAGAACAUCUCCGCAAUCAGGUCUGAGCGUCACACUUAUAAAAAAACACCUUUAAACCACUCAGGAGACACACCGCGGAAAUAAAACCGACUUAUUUAUAUGAUAAACUUUUAUUUUAACUCUUUGAAAUCUUUAUUUUUCUCUCGCUCAGUUACAUCAAUCAGAGAAACCGGAGCUGGAACAUCGUCGAAUCAGAGAAAGCUCUCGUGGUAAGUGUGUAAAAAUGUUGUGUGGAUUACUUGAUUCUCGUGGGUCAGAACCUGGUUUUUAAAGCUCCUGUGAGGGACUUUCAGUUUGUGUCCGUUUUGGCGCCCCCCUCUGGACGAAUCAGUCUUUGCUCAUCUUGGUCUUUAUUCGCAGGCUGAAGGACAAAACUCCAAAAACCAACAAAUGGAUCCUUUCACACGGAGACAGUGCAAACCCACCAUGGUGUCUAACGUAAGAUCAGCAUCACGAUCGUUUUUCAUCAGUAUUCUCCGACUGUUUCCGAUGAAUCUGAUUAUUUUUUUACUAAUUAAUAAAACUGUUUAUUUAAUGAUCUGCAGGCCAGAGACCCAUCAGUCCACGCAGCUAUCCUGGCUCACCUGAACCAGAAGUACGGCUCUGGGUCAACGCCAGAUCCUUCAAGCGCCGAUAAGAACAAACUGGUAAGGAGAGUUUGGAGAGGAAAUCUGCGGUGUUUCCUUCUUUCACUUCAGUCGGCUAAUUUUACUGAUUUUGGUGCCCUCUGAAGACCCAGCAGUACUUUCUGUCUUUGCUGAUCUUGUUCUGUAUGUUUUUAAAUAGUUUUUUCUGACUUUUGUGCCCCUCAAACUCAUCGGUGUGAUUUCUUAUCUCUGUUUUUUCUUUGUCACCAACUCCUGGACGUGGCCUCUGUGUGUUUAUCAGGGCAGAGAAAUGUUGAUAUGGACCAAAACAAACCCAUAAAUAAAAAAAUAUAUAAUUUUAAAGUGUCUUUUUUUGAUCAUUUACUGUUUCUAUAUCUGUUUGAAUCACCUUAAAGGAGCUUUAGCUGAAAACUGAUGAGAUUAUCACCUCGAUUAAAAUCAAUCAACAAAUUUCUGCUGCAGAAAAUGUUCUUUUAUUGAAUUUUAAUCAUGUGUUUUUUUCUGUAUUUUUUCAUUUCUAGGGUCAACCAAACAUAAAAGACAAAGAUGUCCCCAAGCCAACCACAGACCUCUCAGAGGACCUGUUUAAAGUUCAUGAUUUUGAUGUUAAGAUUGACCUUCAGGUCCCCAACGCAGGUGAGACUCUCCUCCUAAUGUGCCGUUCUGCUCUCUCAGUCCGGGUUUAUUUAACGCAGCAGGAAUAUAAAAGUGGGUUUCACCUCAGAAUCGAUCCACUCACUCUUUAUUCUCUCUCUGCAGAAGCAAAGUCUCUGUCAGUGAGCUCCAACGCACUGCCGGUGAAAGACGGCGCCCCCCGCAGGUCCCUCAACCUGGAGGACUACAAGAAGAGGAGGGGGCUGAUCUGACGUGGCCAGUCCGUCAUCCAGAAACAACACUGCAUGUGUAACCGGCUGUGUGAGACAGAGAGAGUGAGCGUGUGUGUGUGUUUGAGAGAGCGGGUGAGUGUGUGUGUGUGUGUGUGUGUGUGACUGACUCCCAGAGGACGUGUGUCUGAAUGUUCAUACAACAGACUGUUUAUUCGAACACAGAGGAAAUACUGAUCGAGCAAAGAUUUUUCAUAAAGGAUCUCUCUGAAGAAAAUUGUCCAGAUUUUUGUCCUCCUUUUUUUUUUUUCAUCAUACACACAACCUCUAAUGUCGGGUUGUGUUUUAUUUUUAUGUAUUUAACUUCUUUACCCGCAAUUUUUGAUCUUCUGGACUCCACUCCUCUUUUGUCUUUUAUUUUCCUGAAAGGACAUGGCGUUUGUGGAUUAUUACCUUGAACAAGGACACUAUCUUAGAAGACUUAGAUUGUUGAGGCAUUUUGAAAAUACUGGACUGGAGAUCUGACGGAGAUUACCAGCUUCUUCUUACAUAAAUGUUGUAAAUUUUGCCCCCCUAAAAUCCGCCCAGUCUGCGGUCCUCCCUGAAUUUUAACAGCAUUUUAUUUUCUGGCAAAGUUGAGAUCACCACCGUCUUGGAUUUGUUCUUCGUGACGCCAGCCCUCCAUGACAAGUGUGAAAAGUUCGGCCCAUGCAGCACAGACGGACAUUUGUCACUUUUUAAGUCUUUGAAACAAAUGAAUUUAAAAGGAACCUUUUCUAUGGCUGGCCUGGUUAUACAAGUGAUGCUUCAUUUCUGUUUUCUCUUGGUUGGUUGUUAACGGGAAAACUUUCUUCUACCCUCGACUUCCAGAUCAGAUUCUUCGUGUUAUCGAUUGUGUCCAUAGUCAGUUCCUGUAUUGAUGUGGCAUGCCAUGUAAAUAUGCAUUUUGGAGUGAGUGCGGAAAAAAUAAAGAGGCACUGUUUCAUAGCUUCUGU
Messenger RNA from Xyrichtys novacula (pearly razorfish), 11143 nucleotides. The record is from the annotation of a GenBank genome assembly. Lineage: Eukaryota; Metazoa; Chordata; Actinopteri; Labriformes; Labridae.